UACUGUCCUCUUAAAGAGACAGGGGAGUAUUCGGCCGCUCAACAGCUACAGGAAAGAUGAGUGUCACUUUAAAACUCGCAUGACAGUCGGUAGUGGUGAAAGUGGGGUAUGUGAGUUUGUACUGUUCGGGGUUUUAGCUCUCCCAUAACCCGCCGCCGUCGACCUUUAGAUCUCGGGCCCCGGGGCGGGUAGGCAGCUCCGCCGUCCACGGUGGCAAUUGGCUGCGCUCCUCUCUUCUGUCUACAACUGCUUCCUACUGCUCCGCGUGUCGUGGCCCAAGCACAGCAGACAGUGCUCUCUCUCUCUCUCUCUCUCUCUCACACACACACACAUACACAUGCAUACACACCCGCCUUUCACGUGCAAACACGCACAUUAUGUGGCGUGAAUGCGCGCGAUGCUACUGGAGCCCAAAGUCCUCCGGACCGUGUCGCAGUCUCUUAUCGGUAUGUUUGAAGAUUAACGAGGUUAUCCGUGUCCAGUAGACCACAAGCCACCGCCAGUACCAGGCCAGGAAGCCGACGGAGCGGGGGCUGACAGCGUGUCGAGGCCGGCUGGGAGGAAGGGAAGUCAACCGCUGAAGCUGCAUCGGACUACAGCAGAGGACGGGUACCAUCAUGACCGAGAAACGGAUGUCACGCUGGUAUUUCGGGGGGUUGGCGUCCUGCGGAGCCGCCUGCUGCACGCAUCCUCUGGAUCUAAUCAAGGUACACCUGCAGACGCAGCAGGAGGUGAAGAAGAGGAUGAUGGGGAUGGCCAUUCAUGUGGUGAAGAACGACGGCGUGCUGGCGCUUUACAAUGGCCUCUCUGCCUCCCUUUGUAGACAGAUGUCCUAUUCCCUCACCAGAUUUGCCAUCUACGAGACAGUGAGGGACAUGAUGGGUAGCUCAAGCCAGGGCCCCAUGCCCUUUUACCAGAAGGUCCUGCUGGGAGCCUUCGGAGGUUUCACUGGUGGGUUCGUUGGUACACCGGCAGACAUGGUGAAUGUCAGGAUGCAGAAUGACAUGAAACUACCACCAGAACUGAGGAGAAACUACAAACAUGCCAUAGAUGGGCUCUUCAGAGUCGCCAGAGAAGAGGGUGUGAGGAAGCUGUUCUCAGGAGCCACCAUGGCCUCCAGCAGAGGAGCGAUGGUCACUGUCGGACAGUUGGCAUGUUAUGACCAAGCCAAGCAGCUCGUUCUGGGAACAGGGAUGAUGGGAGACAACAUACUAACACACUUUCUCUCCAGCUUCAUUGCUGGAGGCUGUGCUACAUUCUUGUGUCAACCUCUGGACGUGCUAAAGACGAGACUGAUGAACUCAAAGGGAGAGUACACGGGGGUGACACAUUGCUUACGAGAAACUGCCAAGCUGGGUCCACUGGCAUUUUACAAGGGUCUCGUCCCAGCAGGGAUCCGCCUGAUUCCCCACACAGUGCUCACCUUCAUCUUCCUCGAGCAGCUCAAGAAAUAUUUUGGCAUUCGCAUCAUCUCCUGAGCACGCUUCGUGACGGGCCACUCUUCAGCCCCUCCUCUUACCCCCUCCCAACACUGCCACCGUUGUUCACAAGACCCCAUCAGUUCUCUGCUUUUAACAUUUCCAAGAAAAGAAGGGACGUAAGGAAGUCACAUCAGUCCUGCAAGCUCGUACAUGUUUCCUUCUCCUUUUGCUCUACCUCUGUCUCAUGGCCAGACACUAAGUGAUUUUAAUUAUCAGGAGCACCACCUGCUGGAAGGGAUGAAUACUGGAAUAACAGAUGAUUGCCUAUGCUAGGAAAGAAGUUACUAAUUAUACAUGUGCUUUCCUGAUGUUAUUAGCAUGACCUUCCAAAUUUAGAGAGAUUAAAAUUAGCUUUAGCAGAUGUUUAAUGUACAUUAGUUGUCCAUCAUAAUUUCAAGUCCUGUUAGUUACGUGACUAGAUGAGAAGUUGUAUGCCUUGAUUACAGCAGACUAAUUCCUGAUCAGAUUUUGUGAUUUAUGUUUUAAUCUCAGCACUAAGUACUUUAAACCCAAUCUAUCAGUGGUGUACAGCGCCUUCAGAGCCCACGCCACUGUAAUAACAAGACUGUGGCUUAAAAAGUUUGUGCCAAGAAUGUGUGCUCUAUAGUUCUCUACCACACUUGAUUGUUUUCAUAAAGGCCAACAUUAGCAAAAGUCUAAAACGUACUUAUGAAGCUAUAAACAAACACAAUAUAGCCUUGCGGUUCUUACCAAUUCAUAAUAUUUCCCAAAAGCUAUCACUGAAACAUGAACUGAACAAGGUUUUAUGUAAUUGCAUAGUAAUCAUUCCCAGUAGUGGUGACCAAAUGUGAUGCCCCCUGAUUUUUACAUUUACAAAGAAUUAUUUGUUGCCUGUUAUUAUUUUUGAAGUGGAAAUCAACCUCUAACACGUUAAAAUUUCAUUCCACUCCUAUCACUAUAUCAUUCUUAUAUCUUUCCGGGGAAGAGGACCAAGCUCGUCUGUCGUGUUUGUUUUUAAGUGAGGAGGGACGUUAGUGGAGAAACUGUGAAGAAGAAGGUACAUUUGGCAGCGGUUCUUUUAGUUUUCAUUCCCAGUGAAACUGUAAAUGACCACUUGAUCCCUUUUAAGUUCUUACUGUUUGAAUAGAGAUGCCUGUUUAAAAGCUUGUAGGCAACUGCUGUACAGUAUAAAUAUACAUGUAGCAUUUCCAUCUAUAAUAUUGUUUCAUUGAGCUGAAUGCAUGUCAGUCUUUAUGACUCAGGAUGCUACUGUUUUAUACAGCACUUUACUGAAAAUCCCUUGACUCCUACUGACUAAGCUGCUGCGUAGAUACACAUGCUGCACACUAAAACGUGUUCUAAAAGUAAAAAUGGAAACAUUUUCAUUUGUUUUGAUUUUACACUAUUAACAGCUCCAGGUGAGCAUGUUUUGUGGCUCUCGUCGGUUAUCGUCCCGUGAUAAGUUUGACUUUGGUUCAGAGGAAUCAAACGUUCCCUGUGCUGUGCCUGUUCUGUUUACACAGACCAUGUCAAGUAAUGUUGCCUUACAGGAUCUGUCCCACAGGGGGCAGUGUAGUAAUGUGUGAAGUAUCUUCUCUUAUGCAGCCCCGCACCUUCAUCUUAGAAUCCAUUUAAAGAUAAGAGUCACAGUGUCACUGACUGACUCUGUUUGCCUGCAUGUUCUUAUGUUCAAGAGUUCCUUGACAAUGUGAGGGUCUGGACUGUAGGUCAGCCAUAUUAUAUUAUAUUGGUAAUGUUAACCCUAACUUUAUUCAUACGCACAGUAAUAAAACUGGAUGGACCCACAGUUCUGGGAGUUGUGAAUUUGUAUUUUGUAGAUCAUUAACUAAUGAUUUUGGAAUUAAAAUACUAAUGGAAAA
Lates calcarifer (barramundi perch) is the source of this 3322-nucleotide messenger RNA. Its product is annotated as mitochondrial dicarboxylate carrier. Gene Ontology annotation, cellular component: mitochondrial membrane. Gene Ontology annotation, biological process: mitochondrial transport; thiosulfate transport; succinate transmembrane transport. Gene Ontology annotation, molecular function: thiosulfate transmembrane transporter activity; antiporter activity; oxaloacetate transmembrane transporter activity. The transcript has 11 exons. The coding region runs from base 618 to 1478 and encodes 286 amino acids. Lineage: Eukaryota; Metazoa; Chordata; Actinopteri; Centropomidae. The record is from RefSeq and is a predicted model, not a curated record.